This is a messenger RNA of Coccomyxa subellipsoidea C-169, 721 nucleotides long. RefSeq lists its product as hypothetical. The record is from RefSeq and is a predicted model, not a curated record. Lineage: Eukaryota; Viridiplantae; Chlorophyta; Trebouxiophyceae; Coccomyxaceae. The coding region runs from base 184 to 516 and encodes 110 amino acids. The transcript has a single exon.
GUCUCAGAUCCUUGACAGCAUCCUGGAUGUGAUCCACACACGAGUUAUUCCGUCGUGGCUGUGAACCUUAAUCUCCUAUAUCGUAGUGCAGAAUUGUCCUUUGGGAGCAAUCGUUGUGUUAGAUCACCUUGUUGCGCUGCUGGCUUUGUUCGCUAGUGAAGGCAGUGAAAGAUCGAUCGAUUCAUGGGAGACAAUCAUAAGGAUCAUCGCCCCACGCACGGCUGGUCCCAGGUUGAGGAACUGCGGAAGAUGGAGGAGAUGGCCAAGAAGGCCCCUGAGCCCUUCACAGUGCCAGAGGGAUACAGCCCGCCAUCGAUGAAGGAGCUCUGGCAAUACGUAAGGAUUUCCAAAUGUAUAUCUCGAGACACGCAACAAGUCAUCUACUUGACCGUCUUGGGGUUCUUCUGCGUUUCCAUCCUUUCGACGACGGUGCCUCCAGCUGCGCAGCUGGUGCAGCAGCAAUGGAAAGAUAUAUUCAAUAAAUUCUGCAUCUGGAAGACCUACUUGCCUUGGUGAGAUUUUAGGUGCUUGUCUUGUGCAGGCCCAGAGACGGCAUCCCUACAGCAGAUAUGGCUACGCUCUAGUGUUUGUCGUGGGCCUUGGAGCCUAUGCAGCAAUUGCACUUGACAAGGUGGGCUCUGUACACAAGGCCAGCGUGAAGGACAGGCCUGCAUGAAGUGCAAUUGCACCCAAGAUGAUUGAAGCGAAGAAGGUUACAGGU